UGAGCCCGCAGCCGUUUCAUCUGGGUUUACUUCGCAGCGGGCGGACGUGCUGGACUGAGUGGAGGGACGUUCGCUGGAUUAUUGUGGUGUUUUUCUGUGCAGUAAACUCAUGCGUUAGCGGGCCACCAAAAUGAGUGGACCACCCUAUUAUCCUCAUGUGUACCGGCCGGCCGGUCACGAGGCGUCUCCGUACCAGCCGGCGGCCAGCGCGGCCAUCUCGCCGCCCAUGUCGCAGGGCCGGCUGCCCUACUCGAGCGGCGCCAGCGGCGUCUACCAUCCGGCCGGCGUGGUGGUGACCGCGCCCGGGCCGGCGCCCUCGCACCACGACGUGCGCUGGCAGCAGGCCGUGGCGGCCGCGGCGGCCGCCGCCGCAGCGCCGUCACCCUACUCGGUACGCAGCACACCGCGCUCCGGUAUGCCGGACCACGGCUCGUAUUUUGGCAUGCAAGGCCUCAAGGCCAGCGACGAGCCAUUGUUCAGCCGGGACACGAGUGGCUGA
Molecule: messenger RNA, 499 nt
Organism: Amphibalanus amphitrite
Lineage: Eukaryota; Metazoa; Arthropoda; Thecostraca; Balanomorpha; Balanidae
Exons: 4
Coding region: 131-499 (122 amino acids)
Source: RefSeq, a predicted model, not a curated record